GGAAAUCCACCACCACCGGGCACCUCAUCUACAAAUGCGGGGGCAUCGACAAACGGACCAUUGAGAAAUUUGAGAAGGAGGCUGCCGAGAUGGGGAAAGGGUCCUUCAAAUACGCCUGGGUGCUGGACAAACUGAAGGCCGAGCGCGAGCGUGGCAUCACCAUUGACAUCUCGCUGUGGAAGUUUGAGACCACCAAGUACUACAUCACCAUCAUUGAUGCCCCUGGCCACAGGGACUUCAUCAAGAACAUGAUCACUGGGACCUCCCAGGCUGACUGUGCUGUCCUGAUCGUCGCUGCCGGUGUGGGUGAAUUUGAAGCCGGCAUCUCCAAGAACGGGCAGACCCGCGAGCACGCCCUGCUGGCUUACACCCUGGGGGUGAAGCAGCUCAUUGUGGGCAUCAACAAGAUGGAUUCCACAGAGCCCCCCUACAGCGAGAAACGCUACGACGAGAUCGUCAAGGAGGUCAGCGCCUACAUCAAGAAGAUCGGCUACAACCCGGCCACAGUUCCCUUCGUGCCCAUCUCGGGCUGGCAUGGAGACAACAUGCUGGAGCCCUCUCCCAAUAUGCCUUGGUUCAAAGGCUGGAAGGUGGAGCGCAAAGAAGGCAACGCCAGUGGGGUGUCCCUGCUGGAGGCCCUGGACACCAUCCUGCCCCCGACCCGCCCCACAGACAAACCCCUGCGCCUGCCCCUCCAGGAUGUCUACAAGAUUGGAGGGAUUGGCACAGUCCCUGUGGGCCGAGUGGAGACUGGAAUCCUACGGCCUGGCAUGGUGGUCACCUUUGCCCCUGUGAACAUCACCACUGAGGUGAAAUCCGUGGAGAUGCACCACGAGGCCCUGAGCGAGGCUCUGCCUGGGGACAACGUCGGUUUCAACGUGAAGAACGUCUCGGUGAAGGACAUCCGCCGCGGGAACGUCUGCGGGGACAGCAAGUCGGACCCGCCGCAGGAGGCAGCGCAGUUCACGUCUCAGGUGAUCAUCCUGAACCACCCUGGCCAGAUCAGUGCUGGCUACUCGCCCGUCAUCGACUGCCACACCGCACAUAUCGCCUGCAAGUUCGCCGAGCUGAAGGAGAAGAUCGAUCGGCGCUCUGGCAAGAAGCUGGAGGACAACCCCAAGUCCCUGAAGUCGGGUGAUGCAGCCAUCGUGGAGAUGAUCCCUGGCAAGCCCAUGUGUGUGGAGAGCUUCUCCCAGUACCCACCCCUUGGCCGCUUCGCUGUCCGUGACAUGCGGCAGACCGUGGCCGUGGGCGUCAUCAAGAACGUGGAGAAGAAGAGCGGUGGGGCUGGGAAAGUCACCAAGUCUGCCCAGAAGGCCCAGAAGGCUGGCAAAUGAAUCGUGGGCUCCCAGUGCAUCGCGCAGAAACCAUCCCUGACACCAGGACGCUGCCACCGUCUCCCCCGGGCGCACGUGUGCACAUCAGCUUGUAAGAGUUUAUAUGUCAACGACUGGAUGCUCACCAUUAAGGUCCAGUGGAAAUUCUUUAAAAGGAAAAGCAUGUUCCAGCGUUUGUGAGGCUUCAUGUUAAUUUUACCAAUAAAACUGGUACAACAUCCA
Cyanistes caeruleus (blue tit) is the source of this 1559-nucleotide messenger RNA. Lineage: Eukaryota; Metazoa; Chordata; Aves; Passeriformes; Paridae. The record is from RefSeq and is a predicted model, not a curated record.